Molecule: messenger RNA, 7559 nt
Organism: Catharus ustulatus (Swainson's thrush)
Lineage: Eukaryota; Metazoa; Chordata; Aves; Passeriformes; Turdidae
Gene: AGTPBP1
Product: ATP/GTP binding carboxypeptidase 1
Exons: 27
Coding region: 490-4170 (1226 amino acids)
Biological process (GO): proteolysis; C-terminal protein deglutamylation; protein side chain deglutamylation
Molecular function (GO): metallocarboxypeptidase activity; zinc ion binding
Source: RefSeq, a predicted model, not a curated record
CCACAGCUUAACUGUCCAAUAUCCUGUGCUAAGCAUCAAGAAGAUUGUGAACUAUCCAGUGUGUGUCCUGGAUACGUGGAUGAUUCAGCAUGGUUUCCAUUUGGAAAUGCAGUAACUGUAGAAAGACUGGAAGUAGCAGAGAGGAGGGAGCACCCAAACAUCCUUCCUUUCUUUUGCAACAGCUGCAGAGGCAACGGUCCUGAAAAUGUCACCCUAAAACAUUUAGUGUAUUGCAAAGCCCAUAAAAACUUUCAUCGCGUUCUUUAUAAAACUUAUAAUUUCUGAGAAACAGGGUGUCCAGGGGUUUGCACACUGGAGGAUUUCAAGAUAGUUUACACCUGAAGGGUACUUGGACAAAACUAGGACACCUGUUAACUUAAGUCAAGCUGGAAUUCUGGUGAUAAGUUAAGCAUUUUCUUCCUGGCUGCUGGGAAAAGAUUCUGCUUUCAGGUUGUCAGAGAUGGUGAUUUGAAGAAUCAUAUUUCCAAUAUGAACAAAGCAAAAAUAUCAUCUGAAAAAAGUGUUUCUACCAGUUCCCGGACUUUAUUCCUGCUGUCACAGCUGGAGAAGAUCAAUGUGUGCUCUGUAUCAGGAGAGUCAGACAGUGCCAGAUAUGUUACCUCAAAGAUCCUUCAUCUGGUCCAGAGUCAAGAAAAAACCAGGAAAGAGAUUACCUCUAAGGGCUCUACUGGAAUAGAAGUUAUCCUAUCAACCCUAGAGAAUACAAGAGAUCUUCAAACAAUUCUAAAUAUAUUGAAUAUUCUCAUUGAGGUAGUCUCUGUUGGUGGUGGUCGGAGAGCAAGUGUCUUAGUCACCAAAGGAGGGACACAGAUCUUGUUACAGCUGCUUUUGACUGCCAGCAAAGACUCCUCACCAAAUGAAGAACUAAUGGUGCUUCUUCAUACUCUUCUUGCAAAAAUUGGUCCAAAAGACAAGAAGAUUGGCAUGAAAGCAAGAAUAAAUGGUGUCCUAAACACGUCGUUGAAUUUAGUGAAGCAUAAUUUGCAGAACCACAGGCUAUUAUUGCCAUGUCUUCAAGUUUUAAGAGUUUAUUCAAACAACUCUGUAAAUGCAGUAUCUCUGGGAAAGAAUGGAAUAGUAGAACUGCUGUUUAAGAUCAUUGGCCCUUUUAGUAAAAGGAAUACUAGCCUUAUGAAGGUUGCUUUAGACACACUUGCUGCAUUGCUAAAAUCAAAAACAAAUGCCAGGAGAGCAGUAGACAGAGGAUAUGUGCAGGUGCUUUUAACAAUUUAUGUUGAUUGGCACCGUCACGAUGGUCGACACAGAUACAUGCUGAUACGUAAAGGAGUGUUACAGUGCAUUAAAAGUGUUACAAACAUCAAACUGGGAAGAAAAGCAUUUCUUGAUGCCAAUGGGAUGAAAAUUCUUUACAAUACUUCACAGGAGUGCCUUGCAGUAAGAACUCUUGAUCCUCUUGUCAAUACAUCCAGCCUAAUAAUGAGAAAAUGUUUUCCCAAAAAUCGUCUUCCUUUACCAACUAUUAAAAGUGCUUUCCAUUUUCAACUCCCGGUUAUUCCUGCCAGUGGUCCUGUGGCUCAACUGUACAGUUUGCCUCCUGAUGUGGAUGAUGUAGUAGAUGAAAGUGAUGAUAACGAUGAUGCUGAAACAGAAACUGAAACUGAAAUUGAUGAUGACAAGGACCAACAUUUUCAGAAUGAUGAUAUCGAGACUGAUAUUAAUAAACUGAAACCUAAACAGGAAUUGGGAAGAUCCAUAGAGGAGCUGAAAAUGUAUGAGAAAUUUUUUCCAGAACUUUCAGAAAUCUUUCAGGAAUGGGACUUCGUUUCCAAGAAACCAAAGCGUUUUGUACCUGAUGCAAAUAUGAGUGGACCUAUUGUUGUUCCUACAGCCAGUGAGGAACACUCUGCUGAAGCAAAUCCAUCAGCAAAAGGAGUUGCUUUAAAGGAGUGCAAUCCUUUAUUGACAGAGGGAAACAAUAGAAGGCCAAUGUAUCUAGUGCUACCAAAGAAAGAUAACAUGAAAGACAGUAGUUUACGUCAGCAAAAUGAUCAAAGAAACAUCCUUCCAUCAAUCCAGUGUCUAAGCCAAGAAAUUGUGAAAGGCUUGGACAGAAUCAGUCUCCAGAACAGUGCAAAAAGUGAUCAGUAUUAUGUUACAGAGUGUGUAGUAAAGAAGGAAAGCAAAGCUAGCCCUACCACACUUGCCUGUAGUAAAUCCUGUGAUUAUGUUUCACCCUGUGGAGGUAGUCUCUUUGAAGGAUCAUCUGUCCAGCUGGGAAAGCUCUGCUGUACUGGAGUGGAUUCAGAGGAUGAGGGGGAUUCCAGAUCUAGUUCAUCAGGAGAACAUGUCAUGCUUCAAGUUUCUGAUGUAUCACCAGUUCAUGACUGUGAUCUUUAUCUUGAAAUGGUGAAGAGCACAAAGUCUAUUCCAGAUUACUCAGAAGUGGCCUAUCCAGAUUAUUUUGGCCAUAUUCCACCCCCAUUUAAGGAAUCUAUUCUGGAAAGGCCAUAUGGGGUGCAGAGGACAAAAAUCUGUCAAGACAUUGAAAGGCUGAUUUAUCAAAAUGACAUUAUAGAUAGAGUUGUGUAUGACCUUGAUGAUUUGAGUUGCUCUGUACCAGAGGAGGCAGAUGUUUUGAAGUUUAAUUCCAAAUUUGAAUCUGGAAACCUGCGCAAAGUUAUUCAGAUCAGAAAAAAUGAGUAUGAUCUAAUUCUGAACUCAGAUAUAAAUAGCAAUCAUUAUCAUCAGUGGUUUUACUUUGAAGUCAGUGGAAUGAAAACUGGCACUGGUUACCGGUUUAACAUCAUCAACUGUGAAAAGUCAAACAGUCAGUUCAACUAUGGUAUGCAGCCGCUCAUGUAUUCUGUUCAGGAAGCACUGCAUUCUCGACCAUGUUGGAUUCGUGUUGGGACAGAUAUUUGUUACUACAAGAAUCACUUUUCAAGAAGUUCAAUUGCUGCUGGGGGCCAGAAAGGAAAAUCCUAUUACACAAUUACAUUCACAGUGACUUUCCAACAUAAAGACGAUGUGUGCUAUUUUGCUUACCAUUAUCCAUAUACAUACACAACUUUAAAGAUGCAUCUUAAGAAGCUGGAAUCUAUGCACAACCCUCAACAGAUAUAUUUUCGGCAAGACGUUCUCUGUGAGACCCUAGCUGGCAACAGCUGUCCAUUAGUCACUAUUACAGCCAUGCCAGAGUCCAAUUACUAUGAACAUAUCUGUCAGUUCAGGAAUCGUCCUUAUAUAUUCCUGUCGGCUCGUGUACAUCCUGGAGAGACUAAUGCAAGCUGGGUCAUGAAGGGAACACUGGAAUACCUUAUGAGCAAUAGUCCAAAUGCACAAUGUUUACGGGAAUCUUAUAUUUUCAAAAUUAUUCCCAUGCUCAAUCCAGAUGGUGUCAUCAAUGGAAACCACCGUUGCUCUUUAAGUGGAGAAGAUUUAAACAGACAGUGGCAAAAUCCAAAUCCAGACCUGCAUCCCACUAUUUACCAUGCUAAAGGGUUACUGCAAUAUCUGGCUGCUAUAAAACGCUUGCCUUUGGUCUACUGUGAUUAUCAUGGUCAUUCUCGUAAAAAGAAUGUAUUUAUGUAUGGCUGCAGCAUCAGAGAGACAAUGUGGCAUACAAGUGUUAAUGCUGCCUCUUGUAGCCUGGAUGAAGACCCUUGUUACAGGAUACUCCCCAAGAUCCUGAGUCAGACUGCCCCCGCAUUCUGCAUGGGCAGCUGCAGCUUUGUAGUGGAAAAGUCCAAGGAAUCUACAGCACGAGUUGUUGUCUGGAGAGAGAUAGGAGUACAAAGGAGCUACACUAUGGAAAGCACUUUAUGUGGAUGUGACCAGGGCAAGUAUAAAGGACUGCAGAUAGGUACAAGAGAACUGGAGGAGAUGGGAGCAAAGUUCUGUGUUGGCUUGCUGCGUUUAAAAGGAAUGUCCUCGCCUUUGGAAUACAAUCCGUCUUCUAGUCUGUUGGAUAUUGAAAAUGAGCUGAUUGAGUCAAGCUGUAAAGUGACAAGCCCCACUACAUACGUGUUGGAUGAAGAUGAGCCUCGCUUCCUUGAAGAAGUUGAUUACAGCGCAGAGAGUAAUGAUGAUCAAGACGUUGAAUUACCUGAUAAUACGGGUGAUUAUGAGGCAACUAAUCAAGAUGACAGACUUUCAGACUCAGAUUCGGCAAGGAUUCUCUUUUCUUGAACCAGCUUUGCUGCCAGUAACAGAAAAUAAAGUAUCCUGGAUUUCCAGUCAUAUACUUCCUUGCUGUUUUCUACAAAGGGGAUAAGCUUCAGUUAACAUAAAUAGCUGGGGCCUGCAUAGCUCAAGGACAGUAAAUAUUUCUGAUAAAUUUGCAUUUGUUUUAUUUAAGGAGUUCUGUGUAUUCUUUAAGUCCUAAAUAGAUACAUUUAUUUACCACUUCAUUUUCUACUAAAUAGUACUGCAUGGUAUUUUGUGUCCUUAAGCCCUAUCUUCAGAAAAAUGGAUUAUAAUUUUUAGUGUGUCAAAGUACAGAAACUACAGUAAUUUCAUGACUAUAAAGUGUACUGGAUUAUAAGGCACACUUCCAGGUGUCAGCAAAUUUCCAAACUUUUGCCCAUAUAGUCAUGAAAUUAUUGUAGUUUUCUGUGGUACAGUUGUUUGAGUUCUUCCUGAAAAGUACAUAUGUACAGAUUUUCUAAAUUAAUUUAUGUAUGUCUUUGUAUAUGCGCGUGUGUAUACUGAGAUGAAGAGGUUAUUUUUUGACAUUAUUUCAAUGAUACUUGAUUGUGUUUGAAGCAAUGUAGUGCCUGCUCUGAAACCAUUCAAUAAUUACUAAAUUAAAAAUGAGAACAUGAAGUAUGAUUUUUUGCACUUGUUUCUUGCUUCUUAUGAUUAUAUGGUUUUGCCACAGUAUUAAGUGAAAAUUCUUACUAAUUUCUGUUCAUAGGUCAGGAAUUUUGCACAGUGACCAAUGUAGCCUGUUUUGAAGAUCUAGACUCUUGUAAAAAACUCACUUAUAAAAUAGGCAUGAUGUAAUUUGAAGAAGUUUUCUUGUUAAGUGUACAUGUCUGCAGGAAGAGGUCAAGUAUGUGCACUCCAUGUAUAUUCAGCUACACAGCUGCUCCGUUUUCUUGAAUAUGCACAUAGUUAAAAAUGUUCACUUUACCGGAGGUACAUUAACUAUAUACCCAAUUAACUGCUUUAAGGGGGAUGGUGUAUUUUGGUUUUUUGCCUGAUUGCAACCUAGUGUUAACUCUGCUCUGAUAAGGAGAUUGGACUGUAACUUCCUGAGGUCUCUUCCAGGCUGAAUAAUUAUUCUGUGGUUUUCUAUUCUUCAUGUUUAAAGUCAAGCUGUCAGGUAUGGGAUUUACACUUUUUCAUCUUCUGCUAUCAUCUUCUAAUUCUUAUUGUCUCUUGCCUCUGCUUAAAAUAAGAUCUAAUAGACAAACAAGAGUUUGUAGUACGUUGUUUGAUAUGUUUCGCAAUGAAAAGUACUUUUCAAAAAUUAGUUCUACUUGAUGUGACCCAGUUGGGGCAUUCAUUUUCUUCUGCAUGUGCCAGGGCUUUAAGAACAUGAAGAAUAACAUUUCUGAGUUUUAUCAGGUUUUUAACCGAUUAGGAUUUUCCAUAUGUUUGCUGUUCAAACUAAAACUUAUUUGGAGGGGAAAGGUGUCUUCUGUAGAGGGAUUAGAAAAAAAUAAAAUUAUGAAAAUUAAUUGUAUCAGUAAUUUUAGCCAGGAGAUAGAUUUGCACCGGGAUCUCUUCUUUCAAAUUCAGCAUUGUUUGGUAAUGCCUGUCCAUACUAUCCUGAUUCUGAAAUUGGGAAAGGGGUUUUGAUUGCUUGUUAUAUGUGACUGUAUUUUUGUUCAGAGGCUUACGUUUGCAUUAAUUAACAUGCAAAGAGGUGUAGGAAUGGAAAACAUGGAAAAGUUGGAAACAUUUAGAGUCUUGUUCCUUUAUAAGUUUUUCUUUGUAGUGAAAAUUAUCUUUCCUUGUGUUCUGUGAACUACAUACUGUAAAUAAGAAAAUUUAUUUUUUACCCUGUUGAAGAGGAGCCCUCUGCAUUGAAAGUAGACAAAUUAGGGAAUCUGUCUAAUGGAAGAAUUAACCUUUCCACAGAAUUUGGAUUAUUUUUUCAGUCCAAUGACAGCCAUCCAGAAUGCUCAUAUUGCCCAGUCUAAUGCUAUUUAUCUGCAUAAAUAGAUUUUCAUCCUUUAGGGCUCCUAUUUCAGUGGGAGUAUAAUUGAAAAAAAAUAUUAUUAAAAAUUUCACUUAAAUUUUAAAGAAUACAGGAUGCCACAUGUUUGUUAACUCCAUCAUGCAUGCCUUCUUAGGUUUCAUUUGAAUUUGUAUUAAUCUUGGAACGCUAUUUUUAAACUACUGAAAAGACUAGAAAUCUACUUCAUCCAUUUAGAAAAUUGUGACUUAGUGGUAUAAAAUUGUCUUUUUCCUCCUGAGUAUGUAUGUAUACUUGUUCUUCUCAUGGCUCCUAUAGCUUUUAAUCUGUGCAAAAAAGAGUUGUCAGCUAUAUAAUAUCUCAGGAUAACAUGUUUAUGCAUCAGAUUGUAAGUUAUGCAUUAGAUGUCACUUUGGUGUUAGAUGUCACUCUGGCAUCUAGUUGGUCUGAGCUUCUACCAGUGUAAUUCUAGUCAAGAGGUGAAACUUUUUCCCUAUCUUACACAUUGUUGAAAAUGCAAAGGUCGUUACCUCAAGCAUUUUCCAGUACUUGCCUUUUGGAAGGUAAAGUCUGUUCUUGCUCACAGGGAUGCUAGUUCAUGGGAAGACCUGCUGCAGUGAGAACUGCUUCAUACUCUUUAUCCCUUCUGCAAUACCUGUAGCUAUUGUUGCAGUGGUGUUGACAGACAGAUGCUGGUGCCCCCUUUUGUGUGUUUUGGUAGGAAGUCUAGUGUUUAGCUGAAAAAGGAACAGCUAACACUUGAGCACACAUUACAUUCUGUGGCAUUCACCCUAAAGAAAUGGGCACAAUGUUAGCAAAUAAUGGCAGCGUCUUGGACUGUCACAAGUCAGUCAUCGAGCAUGGUCUGUCCCAGACAAUUGACUGGUCUUAUUCUCUGUCUUGGCAUUUCAAUGUGGCUUUGGUUUUAAAUUACGGUGUUUUCUGUAAACGUGACUGAUUCUGUAUAGGCAAAGAACAUAUCCCUAGAUCUUCCUCCAGUAAUAACAAACAAUUAAGACUAUAAAUAAUAAUUACAUAUGUGUUAUUUACUGUCUUGCUUCUAUAUAAUUGCCAGAUGAUGAAUUACUCUAUUCCCUUUCCAGAAGUUAUUCAAGUUGCAUCACAAAUUUUGGUACUGUGUCUUCACUGGGGACAUCCCUGGUGUAAUAUAACUUAAAGCAGUUUGUGCCAAAAUCUUAUCUGGUCAUUUUUGAGGUGGAUAUCUUUAUCAGCCUGAUUUACCAGGUAGUUUGGUCUGAAUUUCAAGUAAGACUGCAGAAGCAGUAAACACUGUUCACAAAAUGCAAAAAUACAAGGUUUCAGAUAAUUUCUGUUGUAAUGCUGUGAUAAAUAUAAUUGUUGCAGUGUUAUUGUGCAUGCCCCAAAUACCAAUACUUAUUAAUAAAAAUGCAUAAUAAAGAAUUAAUUACAA